AGAAAAAUAUUUAAGCAAAGCAAGGCAUAUCAUAGUUUAUAACAAAAAACCGAAAACACAAACAAAUAUGAAGAAUGCUAAACAAAAUAAAAAAGAAAGGAGAUAGCCAGGCGAAAAAGAUUCUGAGAACGACCUCCAAAAAAAAGCUGAUGAUUUGAUUUCUAUUCGUAAAUCCCUGAAAACCCCACAAACUUCCCCCCUUCCCAAAACAAAAAAAUAUCCCCAAAGAAUGUCAAAAAAGAAAAGAGGAGGGAAUCAAGACAGCAAGCUAAGAAAACUAAAAUGGAAAAACCACAAGAAAAUGGAAAAUAAAUAAAUGCAGAAGAAACAUGAAAACCAACCUAUAGGAUCAGCAGAUGGAUCAGUCAUAUAUAGCUAGCUAUAUAGUCUAUAGUCUAUGCCUAACAACAUUUCUAGUAGUCGAGCGAAUGAAAAGAUAUAUAAAAUUAUAAAGAACUUAAGAACUUGUUCACACACAGACACACACACGCGACACUAACACAAUCUUAAACACACACACACACUCACACAAAUACAAGCAGAGUAAAGAAUGACAAACAAAAGAAUGAAAGAAGAAGCAAGUGGAGAAGAAGAUAAAAAAAAAUGGAAAACAAACAAAAAAGAGAUGAAGAAAAUGAAAUAAAAUUCUAAAUAAAUAAAAAUAUUGAAAAAUAUUUGGGACACUUCGAGUUUUAAUCAAAGAACAUGGCGGCGCCAUGGAUUAUCUGUAAUCUAUAUAAAACAGAUCAUAAGAUUUAAUAUCAUAGGAUCUUGAAAAACUUAUAUAAAAUAUAUCCUGUUUGAUUUUUUAAGUUUUGGAAAUAUUUUAUCUUUUUUAUCACUAGAAUCAGGUUUUGUUUAAGUUAUUUUUAAUAUUUUUCAUUUCAAUGAGGUUCAGUUCUAUAAAAAAAUUCUGUUCAUUUUCUAAAUUGUAAGUCCUAAGAACUCUAUCUUAGUCCUAAGUAAUCUUUCGUUCCCAAAAUGAACUCAUGACCGAACAUAAAAUAGCCACGUCACGUAUGUAAGUAUAUAUUUAUCCACUAUCCUUGCAGCUUCUUCAACUUUUCUCUAUCGACUUAUCGUUUUUGAACUCUUCUGUAUUUUAAUUUGCCAUAUAUAUAUAUAUAUUCAUAUAUAUAUCUGCCAGAUAGUUUGUCCACUUCUAGAUGUCUUUUUGUGUGAGCUUUUAAGUGUUUGCUUGCCUUGUAUUCAUUUGCCUUGCAUGAGUUGGAAAUGUAGCCCAAAAAAAAGCCCUUGAGGAAAUAGAUAUCAAAACUCCAAAAAAAAUAAAAGAGGAUUUCCUUAGCCCAAGCAGUUUAGCAGCCCCUCCUCACAUUCAAUUUUUAGAACUAAGAUAUACUUUAUUUGAGACCCAAUAUCUCUGACCCAAAAGAAAUACUCCAAGAAAGCAGAACAAAAGAGAGGCACUGCGCACUAUAUAAACAUAUAUCGAUUGUAUUGCUAGAAUCAAACUGAAUAUAUACCGAUUUCUGAUCCCACACAGCUGCUACGUAACUUCAGUUCCCCGAUGAGCGCUAUGGCCGCCAGUCGCUGCCCAACCCCCUUCGCCUUUCCCUUCUCACCACUCGGCCUGAGCCUCUUCGACAUCGAUCCGUCCAGAAUACUCAGCCUGCUGCAUCAUCAGACAUGGCUAGCAGAAGAGGCCCUCAGGACACGUGGUCUCCUGGCGGCGCCCAAGGAUUUUCCGCACCGCUUUACCACCCUCAGCGACCUGCUGACCAAGGACUAUCAGCCGGGUCAACCGAACGUUACGGCAACGGCAACGGCGACCACCGCCUCAUCCUCGACAAGUCAGGUGAGUGCCGCCAGCCGAGCCGGCGACACUCAGUACAACAAACAUGCACAGCAGCAACCGCAGCAACCUCAAACAAGCGGAGUGGGUGGAGCAGCAGUUGGCCAGGGUCAGGCAGGAGCAACCUUCAACCUGCGUUACCCCACACCCACCGCCUUCUACCAGCAACAGCAGCAGUCUAAGGGUCCUAAAUCUUCACCCUCACCCCAGCAAAUAGCCACUAGUUCGACCACGGCCAUGUCUAAUGAUUCUGGCGAGGAUAGUUGCAAACGCAGUUCGGCGGACAGUGAUGAGGUCACUAUUAUGGAGCUACCCAGCGAACGUAGUGCCCAGCUGUACAAGGAGUCACUGGAGCAACUCCUUCAACGCCAGCGACGAACUCCCAUCUUAGCGGGAUCGGGAUCUGGUUCUGGUUCAGGAUCCGGCAGUGUUAUCGUCGAUGCUGCCGGUCUGAGGCAGUACACCCAACUCUUGUUAGCCGGAGCAGCCGGCAGUUCUGAUAUCAAGGAGAAGAGUUCCUCGUCGUCCACAUCGUCUACACCACCUCUGCUGACCCAGCAACUCAGUCAGAUGCUGAAAAGUCCCUCGGACACAUGCUCUUCCCUGUUUAGCUCUUCAGGUGGCGGUACAGGAUCGGGUUCUGGAGUACCAGGAGUCACUGGCGAAACGAUUGAGGAGGAGACCCGCUGUGUAGUUUGCAAUGCCCACUUCCCAAAUGUAUGGCUGUUAGAACAGCAUGCUGCUUUGCAGCAUCCCCACGUGGGACCCGGCGAGGAGAAACCCUUCAUCUGCGAGCAAUGUGGCCAGUCGUAUCGCUAUCGCAGCGCCUAUGCCAAACACAAGGAGCAGAACCACCGAGCUCGUCUCCCAGCCGACAAGCUCUUCACCUGCGAUGUUUGUGGAAUGCAGUUCCGCUACUUGAAGAGCUUUAAGAAGCAUCGCUUGAACCAUGCCCUCGAACGACUCCAUGGCAAGAAGAGCGUUGGCGUGAUUGGUCGACUGGGAGGAUCUGGUUCCUCGGCUAUGUCUGUCUCAGUGGCUGCGCCCACUUCUGCUUCUGCCUCGGGUUCGGUUACCUCGGUGGACCAGGAUGUGGUCACCAGUUCACAGGAGCCAAUGCUCGCUGAUGAGGGUGAGGAUUUGCGAGUGAAUGUGAAGAGGGAAGGCGCCUCCGAUGAACAGACAACCGAAUCACGUUCCAACGACAUCGAGGAGCACGAACAGGACAACACCGUCGACUCAGCGGGCAUCACGAUGCUCUAUCAGGACAACAACUCCUCGGCCUCGGCCUCUACCAGCGCCACCGAGCCUAACAUAAGCAGCUCCGACGGUAUUCAUAGUACAAACAAGCGGUCGCGCCUGCACCACUUGGAAACGGAUCCCUCCUACCCACACCAUCACCAUCACCACCACCAUCACCAUCAACAACAUCAGCAACAUCAACACCACAAUCCGCAGUCGCAGUCGCAGCUGCCGACCCAUUUGGGUCACGUUUCACUGCCACUGGUGGCCACUUCGGCCGCCGGUUCUUCAUCUUCGGCAGCAGCAGCUGCUGCUGUGGCUGCUGCUAAUGCAGCCGCUGCCCAAGCGCAGGUUAACUCUGGCGGAAGUGGCAAUGCCACCGGAAGUGGUGCGGUCGGAAGUGGAAGCGGUGGUUCAGCCUCAGGUGGCGGUGGCAUUAGUUCCCUUAGCUCGCUAACCUCACUGAUCAACGCCGAGCGCAUUCCGAAUGAGCAGUUCCUGGGACUAAAUCCACAGGAGGCCUCCAUACUCAACUUCUUGCGCGUCGAUGCCGCUGAGCGACAAAGGGACAAGAGGCCUGCCACCUCGCGUUUCGCAUGCCCCUUUUGCGGCAAGUGUGUGCGCUCCAAGGAAAACCUCAAGCUGCACGUGCGCAAACACACCGGGGAAAGACCGUUCGUCUGCCUGUUCUGUGGAAGAGCCUUUGGUGGCAAGUCGGAUCUGACACGCCAUCUGAGAAUUCACACCGGCGAACGGCCGUAUCACUGCGAAUCCUGCGGCAAGUGCUUUGCACGAGCGGACUACCUUUCGAAGCAUCUAACCACACACAUUCACAAUGCGCCACGCUGAGAUGAGGCGCGUAGGAGACGGCUCCUACGCAGAUAAGGAACCAGCUCCAGAAUCAGCCACACCACAAACACACACGCACACACACAUUGAAUACAGGAUAUGAAUGAAACAAAAAGCCUAUGUAUAAAUCCUAUUAUUAACAGAAGAAGCUCUACGAUUAGAUCACAUUUUCUCGCUAGAGUUCUUUUUUUUUUUUUUUUUUUUGCAAGCUAGAGAAAAACAAAAUUUACGGGCAACUAAAUUAGCACGGGUAUUAAAGUGUUUAAGAUUCUGAAUAUACACACCUAUCUCUCUGAAUCUAUAUAUAAAUAUAUAACAAAAUAUGCGUGAGUAAGGAUUUUACGAAUAUUAAUUAUCGUAGCAAAAGAUUUAGGUUUCAGUUUUUUUUUUUUUUUUUUUUUUGAUUUUCCUUUACAACUAUGCUUUAAGUGCAGAUGUGAACGAAAUGCGACUUUAAUUUCUAAACAAAAGAAAAACAAACACACGAAGAAACAACAGCCACAAACUCAAAAAAUAGCAAAAACAAACAUUGCAAUAGCAAUAAUAACAAAUAAUAGUCUGUAUUUUCUACCGAAACAAAAACAAAAGAGAGCAGAUCUGCCGUUGAUAUACACAAUAGAUAAAAUAUAUUUAAUUUUACACCGAUCUAUAGAAGCUAAACUAGCAACAAUUUGUACAAAAAAAUGAAAGAAAAACAAAUAAUGCAAAAUGCAAAACGAACUUUGCAACAAAGAAUAAUCAAUGCAAUAUUACUGAGCAAACUCUGUUACCUACCGCAGAAAAACAACAAUAAGCUAACUUGGGAUUUUAGUUAAACGAAGUACAGUUACUGUACUAAAAAACAAAAAGAGAAAAAAAGAUAACUAAGCCAACCACUAAAA
This is a messenger RNA of Drosophila eugracilis, 4785 nucleotides long. RefSeq lists its product as uncharacterized. The transcript has 4 exons. The record is from RefSeq and is a predicted model, not a curated record. Gene Ontology annotation, biological process: regulation of transcription by RNA polymerase II. Gene Ontology annotation, molecular function: RNA polymerase II cis-regulatory region sequence-specific DNA binding; DNA-binding transcription factor activity. NCBI's taxonomy places the organism in Eukaryota, Metazoa, Arthropoda, Insecta, Diptera, Drosophilidae. The coding region runs from base 1529 to 3904 and encodes 791 amino acids.